This is a messenger RNA of Centruroides sculpturatus (bark scorpion), 675 nucleotides long. RefSeq names its product glycerol-3-phosphate dehydrogenase [NAD(P)+]-like. Gene Ontology annotation, biological process: carbohydrate metabolic process; glycerol-3-phosphate catabolic process. Gene Ontology annotation, cellular component: glycerol-3-phosphate dehydrogenase (FAD) complex; cytosol. Gene Ontology annotation, molecular function: NAD binding; glycerol-3-phosphate dehydrogenase [NAD(P)+] activity. Bases 1 to 675 code for a protein of 224 amino acids. The transcript has a single exon. The record is from RefSeq and is a predicted model, not a curated record. Lineage: Eukaryota; Metazoa; Arthropoda; Arachnida; Scorpiones; Buthidae.
AUGGCUGGUCAAAAAAUUUUGGUGGUCGGAACCGGAGCAAUGGGUUGCGCGAUUGCCCAAGCCGUGGUUGAUAAAAACGGUGGGCCAGUUUGGAUUUACGGAGUUGAUCAGCAGGAAUUAACCGAUUUGAAAAGCGGGUUCAACCGGCGGUAUUUUCAAAAUCACCGGUUUAGCAAUUUAGUAGUCACGGACAACCUUUCAGAAGCUGUCCAAGACGCGCGGCACAUUUUCUUAGCCGUUCCCUCCAAGGUGUUGGGGGAAGUCUACCAAAAAAUCAGCGACCUCAUCGGAGUCAAAAAAACCGCCAUUCUCGUUAACUUAGCCAAGGGUUUUUACCCGGGCAGUUCACAGACUGCCCACGCUUUUCUAACUCAGAAAAUUAGGCAAGAUCGGGUUUUCCGCGGACUUGUUUCGCUUUAUGGACCCUCGUUUGCGAGCGAAAUCGUUGAGCGUAAACUGACCUUUUUAGCGGCCGUUUCCUCCGAUCAAAAACUCAGUCGCGAAAUUCAAGCCUUGCUUUCUAACGACUACCUUAAAAUUUUUCUAGAAAAAGACGCGCUUGGAGCCCAAGUCGGUGCUAUUUACAAAAACGUGGUUGCCAUCGCGAGCGGUUUGUUAGCGGGUCUUGGCUACGGACUCAACGCCCAGGCGGUAGUUUUGACGCAGGGAUUCUGA